Molecule: messenger RNA, 1316 nt
Organism: Exophiala xenobiotica
Lineage: Eukaryota; Fungi; Ascomycota; Eurotiomycetes; Chaetothyriales; Herpotrichiellaceae
Exons: 1
Coding region: 98-811 (237 amino acids)
Biological process (GO): cilium assembly
Molecular function (GO): protein binding
Source: RefSeq, a predicted model, not a curated record
GCCGGAUGUGCUGCUCUCUCUGUCUUAAUAACUAACACUACCCUGGAGAGCUUCACGACCCUCUUCGCGUUCACUCAGUGUACUGUUUCCCGAAAGGAUGGAUGCGGCCGGCCUUAGCAACAAUGACUCAUCGGUCUUGUCAGCACUGUUUGACCCCGAGUCGUCCCUUUCAAGCACUGUCCAAGUCGACAACAGUCUACCCCAGGGUUCGGAUUCUGCGAAGAUACAAGGACUCCAAGAACGCGAACGGGAUGCUUUACGAUUGCUCAAUCAUGAGACGCCAGCUGCAUGCGACAUUAAAUCUGCAAUAUCAGACUUGACAUCCAUAAUCGAAGACGACCAAUCUUACGCAUCUGCAUGGAACAACCGAGCCCAAGCACGCCGAAUGCUAAUCAAGGAUGAAAAUCUUCCAACGAUGCCAGAUGCCGUGGCCCAGAUUUUCCAGGACAUUACGCAAGCCAUCUCGCUAGCAACACCCAAACAAUUACACGGGUCUAUUUCCCACCUGGAUGCUAGAGUUCUCGCAUCGGCUCAUACGCACCGAGGAUACCUCCUCCUCUUUGCAAGUAAAUCGGAGGACAAUCGCAAUAUGCUGAGUGCGCUUCCGGGCCUCAAGCCCCUGUCGCUUGCGGAUCUGGAACAAGCAGCAAGCCGAGAGCUGGGGAUUGGUGGUCGAUAUGGCAAUGAGACGGCAAGGCAACUGGCAGUUAAGACGAAUCCUUAUGCGAAACUGUGCGGCUCAAUCGUGAGGGAAGCAUUGACAAAAGAGAUCUCGGACUACUACCAUCCGCAAAUCACAAUAGCCCGAUGAUUUCUCCCUUCAUUGAAUAGUAGAGUUGUCACACUCAAGCUCGGAUUUGGGGGAUUUCUUCAUUGUUUUCGUGUGCCGUCAUGUGGUUGAGGUAUGUGACAGCGAAAGGUGCGGCUAUCUCGGGGAUUUGGUCAACCUGCAUCAGCCUGGUGAGCCAAGUCCGCCCCUGCUGACCCGGAAGAACAGUGCAUUCCGUCAUGCGUGAGGAAAAAGGGAUCCGGGUCCGGGCCCAUCUGAAGUGCUUUGUUAGAUGUCAUCACGGGGGCGGCUCAACUUAUCCAUACUAUUGCCUAUUCCUGAUUCCUGGCCAGUGCUGCCACACAGGCUUCUGCUACUCGUCGAUUAGCUAUCCUUAUUGCUGCUUAUUGGUUUCAUGCUAAUUGUACAUUACUACUCAAUGCAACCUCUUUGGCACAGGCAUCGCUACGGGCAUUAUGUAUCAUAAACAUCAUUACGUUUCAAACCACCAAUUUCCGUUCUGAACUCGGAUCCAUGUGCCCAGAAC